Molecule: messenger RNA, 1797 nt
Organism: Diplodia corticola
Lineage: Eukaryota; Fungi; Ascomycota; Dothideomycetes; Botryosphaeriales; Botryosphaeriaceae
Product: general amidase
Exons: 12
Coding region: 1-1797 (598 amino acids)
Source: RefSeq, a predicted model, not a curated record
AUGCCCACAAACACCCGUUUCAUCUAUAUAGUCUUCAUCACAGUCUUCCUCUUCUGUGGGCUGUGGACUGCAUUCCAGAUCGAGGACCCCAGUGCGCAAUUUGCCAUGGACCACGCCCAAAAUCCGGCUUGGCAAGACAUUGCGAGUAACAAGAGACGCGCGAUUCUGGACAAGAUCCCUCGGGAAUGGAUCUUGUCGCAGUCCGACUUGGAUGAAGGACGGGAACGAUGUACGCUCACGGAUGGCUUCCUUGAAAGGCUCCUGGAUCCAGAAACCCGACACAUUACCGGACUGGAUAGCUCCCAGAUACUGGAAAGCGUCCGCAAUCGCACCUUUACCGCAGUCCAAGUGGUUCGCUCAUUCUGCAAGAGAAGCGCCUUUGCCCACCAGCUUAACAACAACCUGUUGGAGAUUAUGUUCAGCUCCGCUCUGAAGAAGGCGGAUGACCUCGACCGGUACUUGGAGGAACAUGGCGAAGUAAUUGGUCCGUUGCACGGCCUUCCGGUUAGCAUGAAGGAUCAAUUCCAUGUCAAAGAUGCCGAAACCAGCAUGGCAUACGUAGGAUGGAUAGGUACAUUUGAGGGCCAUACCGACACUGGGAAAGAAGGCAAGGUAGAAAGCGAGCUCGUAAGGGAAUUGGUUGAGCUGGGGGCAGUUCCAAUCGUCAAGACAAGUCUGGUACAGACGCUUUGGUAUGCGGAGACGAACAACAACAUCAUCGGAUACACCUGGAACCCGGUCAAACAAACCUUAUCCUGUGGAGGCUCUUCUGGGGGCCAGGGUGCACUUCUAGCGCUGAGAGGCACAACCAUAGGAUUUGGAACCGACAUUGGCGGAUCAGUCUCUAUACCCGCUGCCUUUAAUGGUAUCUACAGCAUCAAGCCUUCACAUGGCCGAAUAUCGUACAAAGAUACGGCAAACAGCUCCCCAGGCCAGGCGAUAAUUCCUUCAGUUGUUGGGAUAAUGGGAGAUUCAAUCUCAAGUCUCCGUUUGACUUUUCGAUCGUUGCUGGCUACGAGUCCCUGGCUCCAUGACCCCGAAGUUUUGAGAAUGCCGUGGGCUGCCGAAGAUGAAACCUUUGCCAAAAUUUCAUUUGGUUUCUUUGAGAACGAUGGAGUCGUCGCACCUCAUCCGCCGAUUGCACGAGCUCUUCGGAUGGUCAAAGAAGCCAUAGAGAACUCGGGUCACAAGACGGUUCCUUGGAGUCCGCCCGCCCACAACGAAUCUGCUGCUAUUCAUUCUUCGUUCAUGGACGCCGACGGGGGCGCAGAUGUCUUCGAGCAGUUGAAGUUGUCUGGUGAGCCUUUAAUCCCCGAGCUCCAACCAGAGUUUGGGGAUGAGCCAGCGCCGCCGACGCCACUUCUCGAGUUUUACAACAACACAUUGCGGCUGAAGAAGUAUCGCGAAAGGUACCAGAGCUACUGGGAAUCGACGUCGCCAGACACAGACACGGGCCGUCCCGUUGAUGCAGUCAUCUUGCCAGCUGCACCGCACGCAGCAGUCAUUCCCGGAAAGUGGAUUCAUUAUGACUACGCGACUAUCGCCAAUACGCUCGACUAUGCCGCCAUCAUCAUCCCGGUCACCAAUGCGGACAAGGAUUUGGAUAAAUUCGACAAGAACUAUUCGCCAAUGACCGAGAAAGACAGGGAAAAUUGGCAGGCCUACGAUCCUGACUUGUAUCACGGAGCCCCUGCAUCAAUCCAGAUUCUAGGGAGAAGACAUGAGGAACAAAAGCUUUUGAGCGUUGCACAAGCUGUAGUGGAUGCUUUGAAGAAGCACAAGCAACAGGGACAUUAG